Acanthaster planci (crown-of-thorns starfish) is the source of this 3326-nucleotide messenger RNA. RefSeq lists its product as uncharacterized. The record is from RefSeq and is a predicted model, not a curated record. Lineage: Eukaryota; Metazoa; Echinodermata; Asteroidea; Valvatida; Acanthasteridae.
ACUGUUCCAUAUCUGACCACUGUGUACUUGCCACGUCACCUUGUUAAAGGUGAAGGCUAUGAUUUAUGAUGGACAUCUGUUCUGCUGAGGAGAACUGUCUGAGAAAAGGUUGUUUUUCACAUUUGAGUCGUGCUUGUUAAAAUUUCUUGUGUUUAUGUGGGGCGGAAUCAUUUGGUCUUUGUGCAGUGGUAAAAUCACCUUUUCUUUCUGAUUGAGGAAUGUUGAAACGUGUUGUUUCAAAACGGGGAAGUUAAGUCGGAGUUUUCAUACCGCAUUGGCCCAGUCGUGCCGAGAGCGAUCAUGUAGAUUGUGCAAAACUCAAGAAUAACCAGUGAUUAGAAUUAAACUUUAAAACUUGUGAACUUAAAAAACAGUAUCAUAAUUUACUUCCGAAAUGUUGGACAGGUAUGAAGACUCUGACUUCUUGCAAACUUUGCCAUCUGCUCCAUUUCUUUCUCAUUUGCAAGCACAGAUAAACAUGACAGAUCAUCACUAUGAAAUGCAACAUGAAAUAGCAGCAGGGGAUUUCUCAGCACAUAUUCGUGCCAUUGUUGCGAGUGGCCUGUACUGCCUGUCCAUUGGUCUGGGGAUGGAAACUGGACUGUUUGAUGUCAUGAUGUCACUUGGCCAGCCCAAGACGUGCCAGGAGAUAGCAAAUGCAGGCAAAUAUAAGGAAAGAUAUGUGGAGGCAUGGCUUGAUGAAAUGGUGACAGCUCAGGUGGUCAGCGUGAACCCAUCUCAGGGGACUUACUGGGUGCCAAAGGACCUCUGGCCCAGCCUGCGGAAGGACAGUAAACAGGGCCAAUCGAUCAUGUCAACACUGGCCAUUCCCAUGCUGUCUGAGGCAUUUCACAGCGUGAAAGAGUGCGUCAAGUUGGACGGCCCUAAAGGGGUCCCACCCGAGCAGUACAGCCGUUUUGACCGAUACAUUUCUGGUCGUAACUCGGUUUGGUUCAACCACUAUCUGGUGCAGUCCUUUUUAGCGACUGUGCCAGGGUUGAUGAAAAGACUUGAGGAAGGGAUAUGUGUCUUGGAUGUCGCUUGCGGCGAAGGCUCUGCUACAGCCGCAAUGGCCAAAGCUUUCCCAAAGUCCCAGUUCUACGGCUUUGACAUCUCGCAAGCUGCAGUAUGCACUGCGCAGGAAAAAGUGGCCGAGGCGCAGCUGACCAACGCUCGCGUGGUCUGUCAUGACAUCACCCACCUACCAUCAGAAUGGACGGGAAAGUUCCAGUACAUCUUCAGCCGGUCGGGCCUCCAUGACCUGCCUCACCCUCGGCCCGGCCUGGCCGAGCUCAACCGAGUCUUGUCUGACGAGGGCAUCAUGUCUGCACUUGAGCCGUCGUGUCACUCAAGCCUCGCCGCCAACCUGGACGUGGCUUCGGGGCCCAACCUCUAUGCAUUCAGUCUGAUGAAUUGCAUGCCAGUGUCACUCAGCGUGGACGGAAGCGAUGGUCUUGGGGCCGUGUGGGGCCAGGAGGCCGCCACAGCCAUGCUGGAGGAAUGCGGCUUCAAGGUCACAUCGGUGACUGAUGUCCUGGGCGAUAUCAGCAUGCAUUUGUGCUGCCAGAAGAUAAAGGCCAAAACUCUGCUGAGUCAGGGCACCACCUCUUCAGUUGAAACCAGUGAAGAUGGGCCAUACAAGGCCAAGCCCUUUUCAUCCAUUCUUGGAGAAAAAGUCAAAUGGGGUUUGGUUUCCCUUGCCCUUGCCCUCGGGGUGGAAGUAGGCCUGUUUGACAUCAUGGUCUCCCACAACCGACCAAUGUCGUGCCAAGAAAUAGCCGCUGCUGGCAAAUUCAAAGAAAGGUACGUAAGAGAAUGGCUUGGGUCGAUGGUCACGUCUAAGAUUGUCAGUAUGGAUACCUCCCAGGACCUGUACUGGGUUCCAAGGCAUCUCGUAUCGAGUUUGCUGAGGAGAGGUGUGCCAAGCAGUCCCAGUGAGUCUGUAGACUCUGUUCCAAUACUUUCAGGUGCAUUCUACAGCCUUGCACACUGCUUUAAGCUGGAUGGCCCAGAAGGUAUUCCCUCAGACAACUCCAGCCAGUUUAGCAAGUACAUCUUUGAUGAGAAUUCCAUCUGGUCUGUGUUUCUGUCCUUGUCUUGAUUUCACUCUGUCGUGGACUCUGCACCCAGAUGCGAUCUCAUUAGUGACAGAGAGAGCCCAGGAUUGGACACACUGAACUGCCUCCUUUUUCCUCAGUUUUUUUUUUAUUUUAGUGUUGAUUACCCUUUGGGAUUAACCAAACCGGCAGAAUGGUGCAUUUGUGCAUAGAUCAUGUGCACACUUGUAAGCCUUAAACCUGUUAGAUUGUGUAAAAGCUCUGUUAGUCACAGAAGUACGGAAUGUUAAAGCAAAAUGGUCCAUCCACCAUCUUGAAAAAACACCGAUCUUAAAAAUGGGAGAUGCCACCUCCUUGUUAAAAGAAACCUGGACGAGAGAAUUUUUGUUUACUUGGUCUCCCACUUCCUUCUUUUACUGUAACAGUGUUGAGACCCAAAUUUUGCAGAUGACGCACAAGAAAUGAUUAAGAAAUUGUUUUCAAAUAAUGGGAACAAACAGGAAGGAGGGCAUUGCCUCAGGUUUACGUAUUUCUCAGGGGUAGGGGAUACUGAAUCUUAAAAAGGGAAGGGGCAUGUUCCCCUGUUGUCCAGUAAAUAGAUGGCAAGACUGAGAUAACUAGAAUUAAAUCCGAUUCACUUUUUGGUGGUAAGGUACAGAGAAAGAUUCUGUGUAUUUCGGAUCAAGUCGAUGUAAUUCAACAUAUUCAAUAUGGCAAAAUAAACCUUAUAUUGAAUUCUUUGUCACUAUUAAGAAACAGAAAUUUUAUUUGAUUUUUACUGUAGUUAUGGAAACAUUUUUAUAUUAUGUGGAAUUCCACACAAUCUCAGUGCCAUGUGAUCUAUGAUAAGUCUGGAAACUUUCAAGGAUGUUGCCCCAUAGAGAGUAAUCAUUCAAAACAUACUACAUGGUCAGUGAUGGAGAUGUAUUUGUUAUAUGAAAAUAAGUACCUUGUGUUUUAGUUUAUUUUUUGUUUUGGGGACAUUGUUUUGUUAAUUUUUUUGUUUUGUUUUAUGAGGUUUUUUUUUCAAAAUUAUAAACAGGGAAGCUUUGUGCUGCAGCUAAAUUGCAUGGAUCACUUUGAAGGGGCUGCCAUCUGACACGAUCAUAUGAAAAACUAAAGACACUGUACAUUCAUAAAUAUAUAUUCAUAAAUAACUCAGUCUCCUUAUUCAACAGUGUGCAACUUGACCGUACAUUAACAUUUGAUAAUGUCCGCUGAGAAGUGAUAAUGCCCACUGAUGAGAAGUGAUAAUGCCUGCUGCAUAAA